Molecule: messenger RNA, 4231 nt
Organism: Prinia subflava (tawny-flanked prinia)
Lineage: Eukaryota; Metazoa; Chordata; Aves; Passeriformes; Cisticolidae
Gene: THSD1
Product: thrombospondin type 1 domain containing 1
Exons: 8
Coding region: 641-3274 (877 amino acids)
Cellular component (GO): cell periphery; cell surface
Source: RefSeq, a predicted model, not a curated record
CGGCCGCGGCGGGGCAGGGCGGGGCAGGGCCGGGCCGGGAGCGCCUCGCCGCCAGGGGCGCGGGCUGCCCUCGCUCGGCGCCCGCCGCCGCCCCGCGCCCGCUGACAGCCGCCCGCAGCCCACAGCCGCCAUUUAACUCUGCUGCCGCCGCCGCCGCCGGGCAGCGAGCGCCGCCCGCCGCCCCGGGCAGCGCCGCUGGCGUCUCCUCCACGGGAAGCACCGCGCUCCAUCCCCGACCCGCCGGCCGCUCCGGCCGCGCCGCCCGGGCGUGGAGGUCCCGGGUCUGCCCCUGCUCACGUAUUCCCCGUGGUUGCCUCUGCCCUGGAGGCAGCGGCCGUCCCGCCCGGAGCUCCAGCGCCCUCGAAGUGCCGGGAGCACCGGCACGGGCAGCAACUGCCCGCGUUCCUCACCAGAGUCCGUAAUAGGCGAGGCACGAUGUUCCUGCUGUGAUGCUGCGCCUGCUGCCGGCAGCCGGGGGAGUUCGGGAGCGGCUGUCCCUGGAGGCAGGCUGGCUCCCCACCGCCCUCCGUCAGCAGCCGCCCCUCUCCCGAGGCACAAGGUGUUCUUGGAAAACGUGCUGGCACUUUGGAGCUGAAAAAGGACAUGAGGAGUAAAAAGACCCAGGAUCUCACUGAUCAGAAUGAAACAGAUGUUGAAAGAUUUUUCAAAUCUGUUGUUAGUAGUGCUCUGUGACUAUGUUCUCGGCGAAGUGGAGUAUCUCCUGUUGGAGCACCCGGAUCAUGUAGCCUUCAGCAAUGACACAGUGUCUGUGGAAUAUCAGUACUACAGUGGUGGUAAUGUGACAGCAGAGCAUGUGUCCAUCCUUUUACUGGAUGCCAGCACCAAUGAGAUAAUUGCAAGAAAACAGCUUCCAGCAAAUCAGUCCCAGGGGACGGUGGUAUUUGAGUGUUUCCAUUUCAAGAGUGCUGGUGAUUUCUUGUUCAGAAUGGUCUCUCUCAGUGACAACAGCAGUGCUGCCCAGUGGAGCAGAAGCAGCAUGUCCACCCUCCAUGUGGAAUGGCCUGUAUUUCACAUUGAUUUGAACAGGAGUUCAGAGGUGCUUGGAAACUCCCUUCAGGUUGGACUUUUUACGAAUGAGCAGUUAUGUGCCAUGAACAAGACUGUGAUUUCACUUGAUGUGAUAUUCACCAGUACCCUUUAUGAAUUCAGAAGAGUAAGCUCUGAUGAGACUCUGGGCAUUAGAACUAGCAAAAGAAUCCUCCUGUCUAGGUCCCAGUGGGUAGAGUUUGAUUGCCCACCUGUUGGUCAAGAAAUAUACAUCACUGUGGUACUGAAAUCAUUAGAAACACAUUCCAUCAUUGCCUCCAUAGGACCUGUAGAUCUCCUUCACAAAUUUGGAUACAGACUGGUUGUGACAGCAGAAGACACAUGCAAAACUUCGGUUCAGGUCUUUGUAAUCUCUCCACCGUGCACUUCUAUCAGUGGAAAAAUUGUUGUUUAUAAGGAGGCUCUCAAGCAUUCGAGUCAAAGAACAACUUGGCUGUAUGAGAACAUCCUUCACCCAGGAGACAACAGGACAGAAUUUAACUGCUCUUUGUUUGAUGUGGGGAAGAACAAAUACUGCUUUGACCUCCUCAAUUUCUCAAACCGAAGCUAUUUUCCAGCAAGAGUUAAGGAGUGUAUGCUGAUCCAAAGGAACAUGGAAACGUGGAGCCGGUGGCAGCCCUGGAGCCCGUGCAGUGUCACCUGUGGGGACGGCAUCCGGGAGCGCUUCCGAGAGUGCCUCACCUCCUCGCCCACAAAACCAGGCUGUGCUGGAUCGCCGAGGGAGAGCUCCCCGUGCUCGCUGGAGGAGUGUGCAUGUGCCACAGGUGGAUUAGGGAAGGAAAGAUGCCCAGGAACUGUGCAAGCUCCUAGGAUCUCAGACCAUAAUGUAACAGCUGUCCAGCCCCCCACCCCACCUUCUGUUCAGCCAGGAGAGGACCAGAAAGCAAAUAAUAUAGUUACCAUCACAGGUAUCUCACUGUGCUUGUUCAUCAUCUUUGCCACUGUUCUUAUCACCCUCUGGAGGAAGCUCUGCAGAGCUCAGAAAUGCCGCGCCGCUGUCCAACGAAACUCCGUCCAUUCCCCCGGCUUCCGGAAGAACUCCGACGAGGAGAACAUUUGCCAAGGCAGCAAGCAACGGGACAGCUUUGCUGAAGGGGGGGAUGCCCCUGUUAACAUUCCCCUAACCUACAGGCGAAGCCUCCAAUUUGCCCAAGAAGAUGAUGUCUCUGGAAGUGAAAACUUUCAGCCAAAUGCCCAAAAAAUAAUCCCUCCAAUUUUCAGCUACCGCCUGGCACAGCAGCAGCUGAAAGAGAUGAAGAAGAAAGGCCUGACAGAGACCACUAAGGUGUACCAUGUGUCUCAGAAUCCUCUCACGGACACGGUUCUUGGUGCCACCACAAUGCUUCCCCUGAGCGGGGAGAACCAAGAGGAGGCAGCGGCAAACAAAUUUCGGAUCAAAUCUCCAUUUCUGGACCAGCCAGCCAGUCAGCCCAAGUUCCUGGGAGAAGGCUCUCACUCUAGGCUGGAUUUUCCAUUCUCACAGGCUAAUCCUGCAAUGAGCCCUACCCAAACCUUGGUAAGAAGAGGUCAUUCCAAGCACCAGGAUAACAGAGUGGACUUGCCUGAGAGGGGCUGUCACAGAAACUCGCAGUUCAGAAGAACAGCCAGUUUCCAUGAAACUAAAAAGGCCAGGCCUUUCAGAGAGAGAAGCAUGUCCACUCUCACACCCCGACAGACUCUCUACAACUCUAGGACCAGGACGUGGGACCAGGGUCUGGAGGACAGGACACGGCCAAAAUCAAGAAACGCUAAUGCAGCUUGUGAAAAGCUGGAUCAGCCCCACAGCACUGUGCUGGGGUGUGAGCCACAGGGCCAUGGUGCAAAGCCCCACCACAGGGCAGGUCCCCCGGUGAGGAAGCUGGACCUGAUCACAGACCGCCAGCCUGGCAGUCAGGAGAAGGCAGCUGAGAAGCCUGAGCCCAGCCGAAGUAAGAGGGGCCCCUCACCUAAUCCCAAAGGUGUGUGGCGGAAAGAAACAGGCUCAAAUGGCAAAGAUAAUUCCCAGAGAGGCCUAAGCGUCAGCCCUGCCCAGUAUCGAAGGGACAAGUGCCAGAACUUCCCCUUGGACCCUGAGUUUGCCUUUUAUGACAAUUCUACUUUUGGCUUAACGGAGGCAGAGCAGCAGAUGAUCGACCUCCCUGGGUAUUUUGGCUCAAAUGAAGAAGAUGAAACAAGUACCCUGAGCAUUGAGAAGCUGGUGAUCUGAGUGACUCAUUGUGGCCCUGCAGGAGUGGCAUGCGUGGGAGAGGAUCUGCAGGAUGGGUUGGCUUCUGGUGUAAGAAAGAACAGGAAUCACGUUACCUCCACACACAGCAGGAGGGAAUAAUGCCCCAGGUCUGGCUUGUGGGAACAUAUUCCUUUCUAAUUACUGAAAAAUGCAUUCAUAUAAUUAUUUUUCAUAUGUAUGUGUGUACAAGACACACAAAGUACCCUGGGAAAGAACGUGUUAGUUAAGGUGGGGUGCAGGAAUAGCCAAUAGAUUUUAUUGUGUAAAGCAGUCAUGUUUUGUGCAUCAUACAUGAUGAGUGCCACUGACAUUUCCCACCUUGUGGACUGUGUCCUGGUAGACUGUGAGAUACUGACACAUCCACUGUCCAGCACCCUCAACCAUCUGCCCCGAUUUGUGAAUAAUUUCCCAUCUAGAAAGCACAAACUGUGGGCAGUUUUCAUCAGUUUUUCUGAUAGUUAUCAGUGAACUUGGUUGAUUUGUCAUUGUUGCUCAAAUAACUUGUGUGGUGGGGCGGUUUUAGCUGGUUGCAUGAAAGUGCAAACAACUGAUACUGAAUACUUGAGUGAAUUUAAAAUUGAGGAGGCAUUUUCAUCAUUCAAGACUUUGAUAUUUUCUUACUGUCAAUAUUUAUAUCAAGAAAACAAUGAACAAAUAUUUGCAGGAAAUUAGUACAAAAGGCAUGCUACAGGGAGGGCAAGGAAAACAGAUGACCAGAUUUUAGUCCUCACAGAAAUGUUACCAUAGCAUGUUACCUGUAAAAAGCAGUGAGAGAACUGUUGAAUUAUGCAUCCUUUCCAUAGUCAUCUUUUCCUUCAUUAAAAUUUUUACAUGUAAAUAUAUUGACAAUAAUACUACUAUGGCAAGCUCAAAAUAAAUUAUGAUCAAAACCAACAAGCAACAAGAUUAUUUGAUUAAUACCUGUUCUGGGAACAA